AUGGUGUCCCAAGUACAAAGUGCUAAAUGCACAACUGGUAAUCCUGUUCAUGUUCCACACGAGUGGUAUGAACCUGGUGACCUGGUCAUCGGUGCAAUGGCAUCUCAUAUCUAUUACGUAGUCCUUGAAUUAUCCUUCAAGAAACACCCUUUCUAUGAGUUCAUUGAUAUCCCACAGGUGGUGACAAAGUUCUACCAGCAAAUCCUGGCCUUGGUGUUUGCUGUUGAUGAAAUCAACAAGAAUCCCAGGCUGUUGCCCAAUGUCUCCCUCGGGUUCCACAUCUAUGAUAGUUAUUUUGAUUCAAAAAUGACCUACCGAAACACUCUGGACCUGCUCUUUAAAUCACAUCACUUUGUUCCCAACUACAGGUGUAGCAUCCAGAAAAACGUAAUAGGAGUCGUUGGGGGCCUUAGCUCUGAUACCUCCUGGUGCAUGGCAAACGUCUUAGGUCUUUUCAAGAUGCCACAGAUUUCAUAUGGUUCAUUUGAACCAGUCAUAAAUGACGGAACCAAGUACCCUUCCUUUUACCGCAUGGUCCCCAAUGAAGCCCUUCAGUAUCGGGGAAUUAUCCAGUUACUUCUGCAUUUCAGAUGGAGAUGGGUUGGGCUCAUAACUCCAGCAAAUGAAGCUGGAGAACGUUUCUUGCAGAACAUUGAGCCAAUGCUUUUCAAGAAUGGAAUCUGUUCAGCAUUCACAGAAGUGGUUGACUGCUGGGUCUCCUAUUUUCAAUCCAUGCAUGAGGACGAUGAACAUCCCAAUAAGGACCUUGAAAUAGAGCAGCUGGCCAAAUGGCCAACUGUCUCGCUCCACUCAUUCUUGCAGAGAAUCUCAUUCAACAACAGUGCUGGGGAUGAAAUUAUGCUAAAUGAAUAUGGAGAGUUAGCAGCUGGCCUUGAUAUUACCAACUUGGUCACUUUCCCAAAUAGAUCAUACAUCAGAGUCAAAGUGGGAAGGCUGGAUCCUCAGGCCCCUCCUGGCAAAGAGCUCACCAUUAAUGAAGACAGAAUCAAAUGGCAGAGAGCCUUCACUCAGGUGCCACCCCCUUCUCUAUGUAAUGACAAAUGCCUUCCUGGUUACGGGAAGAAAAAGAAGGAGGGAAAGAAGUUUUGCUGCUAUGAUUGUGAUCCAUGUCCAGAAGGAAUGGUUUCAAAUGAGAAAGACAUGGAAACCUGUGUCAGUUGCCCAGCAGAUCAGUAUCCAAACAAGGGCCAGGAUCUAUGCAUUCCUAAGAUUCCAAACUUCCUAGCCUUUGAUGAAACCUUGGCCAUUGUUUCAACUUUCUCUGCACUUUUAUUCUCCCUGAUUACAAUUCUGGUGCUCGGCAUCUUCAUUAAGCAUCGCAAUACAGCCAUAGUCAAAGCCAACAACCGAAGCCUCACCUAUGGUCUCCUUAUCUCCCUCCUCUUGUGUUUCCUCUCUUCUUUGUUGUUUAUUGGUAAACCUAAUAUGGUGACUUGCCUUCUCCGACAAAAAGCUUUUGGCAUUGUCUUUUCCGUGGCCCUCUCCAGCAUCUUAGCCAAAACCAUACUGGUGGUUUUGGCAUUCAUGGCUACCAAACCAGGAACCAAUAUGAGGAAAUGGGUAGGCAAAGAACUGGCUUAUUCCAUUGUCUUUUCCUGCUCCAUUGUUCAAGUAGGGAUCUGUGUCCUCUGGCUGGCAACCUCUCCCCCAUUCCCAGAUGUGGACAUGCACUCAAUGAAGAAAGAAAUCAUAUUUCUUUGUAAUGAAGGGUCAGUCCCCAUGUUCUAUUGUGUUUUGGGCUACAUGGGCUUAUUGGCCACUGUCAGCCUCACAGUCGCCUUCUUAUCCAGGAAGUUGCCUGACACUUUCAACGAAGCCAAGUUCAUCACCUUCAGCAUGCUGGUCUUCUGCAGCGUUUGGCUCUCCUUCAUUCCAACCUACCUGAGCACCAGAGGGAAAUACAUGGUGGCUGUGGAGAUCUUCUCCAUCUUUGCUUCUGGUGCUGGGUUAAUGGCUUGCAUUUUUGCCCCUAAAUGCUACAUUAUUGUGGUGAGGCCUGACCUGAACAACAGAGAGCAGCUAACACAAAGAAAGUUAUAA
This is a messenger RNA of Lacerta agilis (Sand lizard), 2061 nucleotides long. RefSeq names its product vomeronasal type-2 receptor 26-like. Lineage: Eukaryota; Metazoa; Chordata; Lepidosauria; Squamata; Lacertidae. Gene Ontology annotation, biological process: G protein-coupled receptor signaling pathway. Gene Ontology annotation, molecular function: G protein-coupled receptor activity. The record is from RefSeq and is a predicted model, not a curated record. The coding region runs from base 1 to 2061 and encodes 686 amino acids. Gene Ontology annotation, cellular component: membrane. The transcript is spliced from 7 exons.